GUCUCCGCCCCCGGCCCUCCCCGUUUCCUUGCCCUUUCGGCCUCAGGCAGGGUCCCCCGCCCUCUGCUCCGCGUCCCCGCGCUGUCCUGGUCAUUCGGUGUGGCUUUUUGUUGACCAAACGUAGUGGAUGCAGUUUGCGCCAGAGGCCGGUCCAGCCGGCCACCAGGGUCAUUCCCGCCUUCCAGGGUUGCCCGGACCGGCUGCCCACCAGCCGCCUCCUACUCCAGAUUUUCAGUUACUGAUGUUACAAACAACAAAAUACUGGAACACAGAGUUGAGGAAAAGACUUAAACCAGGGCAAAGACUGAAAAUUCUCCCUGAGUCAGAAUUCCUCUUAUUGGUUCUGGGUCCAUGAACUCUCUGCCACAACUAUAAACAAAAAGAGUUUUGGUGUCUCAAAACAGAAAAACAAUUUCUUUUUAACAUAAUAGAGGAACAACUAUAACGGAACAGAUGAUGAAAUGAAGCUGCAUGCAGCUGGCCGGCUGAAGCUGUGGCCUGGAGCAAGAUUUUUCUUCAGUUAGUUAAAGUAUGGAUCCUGAAGCGGAGGUACCAUAUAUUACCAAAGUGACACCUCUCCAACAAAUGCUUGCCUCUUGUAGUGGAGCUAUAUUGACAUCACUAAUGGUGACACCUCUGGAUGUUAUUAAAAUUCGACUCCAAGCCCAAAACAAUCCAUUCCACAAAGGAAAAUGUUUUGUAUAUAGUAAUGGACUUAUGGAUCAUCUGUGUGUCUGUGAAGAAGGCAACAAAGCAUGGUAUAAGAAGCCAGGAUAUUUCCAGGGAACAUUGGAUGCCUUUUUGAAAAUCAUUCGAAAUGAGGGCAUUAAGUCCCUAUGGAGUGGCCUUCCCCCUACCUUAGUAAUGGCAGUUCCUGCUACAGUUAUUUAUUUUACCUGCUAUGACCAGUUAACUGAUCUUCUGAGAUCUAAAUUAGGAGAAAAUGAAAACAGCAUACCAAUUGUUGCUGGAAUUGUGGCCAGAUUUGGUGCAGUAACUGUUAUAAGUCCAUUAGAAUUGAUUAGAACCAAGAUGCAAUCUAAGAAGUUUUCUUAUAAGGAACUGCAUCAGUUUGUCAGCAAGAAAGUAUCUGAAGAUGGUUGGAUUUCCCUUUGGAAAGGCUGGGCUCCUACUGUUCUUAGAGACGUGCCAUUCUCAGCAAUGUAUUGGUAUAACUAUGAAGUUUUAAAGAAGUGGUUGUGUGUGAAAUCUGGUUUAUAUGAACCAACAUUUAUGGUCAACUUUACCUCAGGUGCAUUGUCUGGUUCUUUUGCAGCUAUUGUAACUUUGCCAUUUGAUGUGGUAAAAACACAAAAGCAGACACAGCUUUGGAUAUAUGAAAAUCCUAAAAUUUCUAUGCCUUUGCAUAUGUCAACUUGGGCUAUAAUGAAGAACAUUGUUGCUAAGAAUGGACUUUCUGGAUUAUUUACAGGCUUAAUUCCUCGUUUAAUUAAAAUUGCUCCUGCUUGUGCCAUUAUGAUCAGUACAUAUGAAUUUGGAAAGUCUUUCUUCCAGAAACAGAAUGCUCAAAGACAGCAAUACUAGUGAUGCCAUUUCAACUUGAAAUAACAACCAUAGCCAAAUAAUAAGGUGGAGACUCGUAGGCAAAAACUGUUUUCAUCAUUAUCUUUCAUGACUUUGUAUUUCCUUCAAUUUAAGUGAAUAUUAAUUUCUACUUUGCCUCUAA
Talpa occidentalis (Iberian mole) is the source of this 1687-nucleotide messenger RNA. It is a transcript of the gene SLC25A40, whose product is annotated as solute carrier family 25 member 40. Lineage: Eukaryota; Metazoa; Chordata; Mammalia; Eulipotyphla; Talpidae. The record is from RefSeq and is a predicted model, not a curated record. Bases 532 to 1545 code for a protein of 337 amino acids. The transcript has 13 exons. Gene Ontology annotation, biological process: mitochondrial transmembrane transport.